Molecule: messenger RNA, 5451 nt
Organism: Crotalus tigris (Tiger rattlesnake)
Lineage: Eukaryota; Metazoa; Chordata; Lepidosauria; Squamata; Viperidae
Gene: ILVBL
Product: ilvB acetolactate synthase like
Exons: 17
Coding region: 259-2148 (629 amino acids)
Biological process (GO): L-valine biosynthetic process
Cellular component (GO): acetolactate synthase complex
Molecular function (GO): thiamine pyrophosphate binding; flavin adenine dinucleotide binding; magnesium ion binding
Source: RefSeq, a predicted model, not a curated record
CCCCAGAAACCCUCGCUGCGGACUUUAUUCCGCGCGCUGACUACCUCAACGGCCCUCAGAGCAGGUCUUGGCGCCGGCGGGACGAAAGGGGCGUGCGCCGGAGGAGGCGGUGCCGGCCCCAUGCCUUUACCCGCACAGCUAACCCGCCCGCCACCUCCCAUUCCUCCGCCAGCUGUCCGCUGCCUGCUUUCCCCAGCUUCCGUAGUUGCUGGCUCGGAACUGAAGUUUAUCUCUAGCUGAUGUUUAAUAAAUCUCACCAUGGUGGCUGAAACCGUAGGCCUAGAAAGUUGUUCAAUAUGGGUGCUGGCACUGUUGGGAACUUUUACAGUAACUGUUCUUGGGCUGGUGCACAAACUAGGACUGAUUUAUCAAUUCUGGCAUCAGGUGGACCCUAAAAGUACCCGGCACGGUGGGGAGAUAGUGGCAGAGGUGCUGAAAGCUCAUGGUGUGCGCUACUUAUUCACGCUGGUGGGUGGACACAUCUCCCCCAUUUUGGUGGCUAGUGAGAAAUUGGGCAUUCGUGUUGUGGACACAAGGCAUGAAGUGACUGCUGUAUUUGCAGCAGAUGCAGUGGCCAGGCUCUCAGGAACAGUGGGAGUUGCUGCAGUGACAGCAGGACCUGGAGUAACAAAUACUGUGACAGCUAUGAAAAACGCCCAAAUGGCAGAAUCUCCUGUGUUGCUGAUUGGAGGGGCAACAGGCACAUUGCAAAAGGGCCGAGGAGCUCUCCAAGAUAUUGACCAAUUAUCUCUAUUCAAGCCACUCUGCAAAUUCUGUGCUUCAGUGAACACUGUCAAAAAUAUUGCUCCUGUGCUGCGAAAAGCAAUUGCAGUUGCCCAAUGUAACACUCCAGGCCCUGUGUUUGUGGAGUUUCCUUUGGAUAUUCUGUAUCCUUAUUAUUUGGUUGAGAGAGAGAUACUUAGGAAUGUUUUUCCCAAGAGCCUGAAAGGAAAGGUCGUGAACUGGUUUCUGCACAAUUAUUUGAGAAACCUGUUUGCUGGAGCUUGGGAAGCACAAGACCUUUCACCUCUACCAGUGAACAUACCAGAAGCCACAGAAGCACAGGUGCAGCAAUGUGUGGAGCUGAUCAGCAGGGCUAGGAAGCCAGUCAUACUACUUGGCAGUCAAGUGACCCUCCCUCCAAUCCCAGCAAUCAAGCUUAGAGAAGCUUUAGAAGAACUGGGGAUUCCAUGUUUCCUGGGAGGCAUGGCCCGUGGCAUGCUAGGAAAGAACAGUCCAUUGCAUAUUCGUCAAAACCGGCGUGAGACUCUCAAGGAGGCAGAUCUGGUUAUUCUGGCAGGCACAGUCUGUGAUUUUCGCCUGUUAUAUGGGCGUGCCUUGAGCAAGUACAGCAAAAUCAUUGCUGUUAACAGAAAUCGGGAGCAACUGCUUAAAAAUGCAGAUUUUCACUGGACACCAAAUAUAGCCAUAAAAGGGGAUGCUGCAUUGUUCCUUGUGUGCUUAAACCAAAAGCUGAAAGGCUACUCAUGUCCUCAGGAUUGGGUAAUGAGUUUGAAGGAGGCUGAUCAGAAGAAGGAGAAAACAAACAGAGAGAAGGCAGAAGAACGGACAGAGCAGCAUCUUAACCCACUGAAGCUCUUGCAUCAUGUAGAUUACUUGCUUCCUGAAGACAGUGUACUAGUUGCAGAUGGAGGUGAUUUUGUAGCAAGUGCUGCCUAUAUUAUAAAGCCAAGGGGACCACUAUCUUGGCUAGAUCCAGGGGCUUUUGGAACUUUGGGAGUUGGGGGUGGAUUUGCCUUAGGAGCCAAGCUCUGCAGGCCUGACUCAGAGGUGUGGAUCUUAUAUGGAGAUGGCUCUCUUGGAUUCAGCAUCAUGGAAUUUGAUACUUUUGUGCGACACAGGAUACCUGUUAUUGCCCUUGUGGGGAAUGAUGCCUGCUGGACUCAAAUUUCCAGGGAGCAAGUGCCCUUGUUGGGUAGCAAUGUAGCCUGUGCUCUGGAUUACUUAGAUUAUCAUGUGGUUGCGGAAGGUUUAGGAGGGAAAGGUUUCCUGCUCACAUGCAAGAAUGAGGACCAAAUGGAUGACAUCAUCCGGAUAGCACAAUCCAAAUGCAGGAGUGGACAGCCCAUCCUUCUCAAUGCAUUGAUUGGGAAAACAACCUUCCGUGAAGGCUCCAUUGCUAUGUAGACUAUGGCUGUGGCUGCAGUAUCUGAGAGUUACAUGUAACAGGCUCUGGCUGUGUUGAUUCUGAGAGCCAGAAUCACUAGCCAUUGUUAAUUCUUGCUAUGCUUUUUUUUUUAUAUAAGAAAUUUUAUUGGAUUUUUCAUUUUUACAUCAAAGUGCUUGAGAAACGACGUGGUGAUGGGGAUAUCAAUUGUUCAAAGACAAAGUCAUACAUAUAUAGCUCAGGUUAGUUCAUUAGAAGUUCCCUCUCUGUUUCCCACAUAUAAUAUUACAUAUUAAGAUUAAUACAUUUCUAAACAGAGUUCAAUCAAUCAAAUCAGUCAUCAUUCACAUUUCAGUUAUAAAAAUCCAAAUCCUGUUUUUAAGCUUUACUAAUUUACAAUUACCAUAUUCCAAUUAAGCUUAAAUAAGCAUAUUAUUGACACUUCGGGUGUAUCUCAUUUCCCUUUUCUCUAACAUAAUAAUUCUAUCUAAGAUAAAUAUAUUAUUCCAACAACAACGUUCUUAUGUUUUUCACAUAUAACCUAUUUCUUAAUCUAAUAAAUCAUUUAUUAAUACUAUUUCUUCUCUUGUCACAAAUAUCUCUUCUUCCUCUAUUACAAAAUAAUUAUCUUACUUGAAACAAAAAUAUCAGUCCAAAAAGUACAUUUCUAUCUAUUUUGAAUAUAUAUUCUAUCAAUCAACCUAUAUCUAUAAAAAAUCUUUUUAACCCCAUAAAUGAAAUUUUCCCCUCCAAAUACUUAUCAUCUCUAAUACAGGAUAUUAUUAUGGGAAGUAUCCUUUUAGAAAAUUCAUGUACUUUAUUUAUUAUUAAAUCAGUCAAAAUCUCUAAAGCCUUUUUAACCCAUUAAGUGAAAUUUUAAACCGCAUUUUUAAACCUAACUCUAGCUUUCUUUCUGUGCCAAACUGGCUUCCAUAGUAAGGCUUCUACGUCAUCAAACCUCAACAUUUGAAUAAAAGUAUUUCUCGAUACUUCAGACUGGUCAAGGUUCUCUUCCCUUUCUUCCAAUGUCAUCUGAAUGGUGUAAUCAAUUUUAUUCCAUGUUGUAAUUGCUAGUUGAUUGUCCACAUUAUCACAGUUUUCAGUGGCUUAUAACUGGAUGUCAAACUCUAUUGUUUUUGGUGGUUCAAUUAACUCAGUUAAGGUUAUUCUUUGAUCAUCAAAGUUCUCCAUGGAUUGUAUAUAGGGUUGUGUAAAAUUGAUUUGCUCAGUAGUUUUCACGAUUUCUCCCGGUGUAAGUUCAUAAUUGAGUUGUAAGUGUAAUUCCUCUGUCUCUUUAAGUUGUAUGUCUCGUUGAAUAGAGGCCUCUUUGGGGUUACUCUGUUCUUCCUCUGUUAUUCUUUGGUCUAUAGCUUGAUCCAUUAUUUGAGAGUUAGUUUGUGGUUCUGUAGUAUCUUUGAUUUUUCUCCAAGAUUUCAUAUAAGUUUUCAUAUAGUCUGUAGUUUCCAAGAUUUUUUCCAAUAUAAGUUCAUAAUCGAGCUGUGGGUAAGAUUCCUCCAUUUCAGUAGUAAAAUAGUCUUUUGAUCUUUUGAUGGAGGCUAUAUUUAGCAAAGAUCAACAAAUAUCCACCUCCAAAAUUCUAGUAAGCAAAUUCACCACCCAGCUGUUCCAAAUCCUUUAUCUUUUCCCUUUUGUUAUCAUUUGAAGGUCAAAUCCAUCUUCAAAUAGCAAAAGGAAAUACAAUUGCAAUGACACUUUUCACCACAAGUAGACUUUUACAGUCCUCAUUGGACUGUAAAAUCUUUUUUCCAAGUUGGUAAAAUUUUAUCUUUUUAGAUAAAUAGAAAGAGAAAAAACAGGUAUCUCCUAUAUAAUAAAUAGAAUAAUAAUAAUAUUUCUUUUUUUUCCAGGACCCCUAGGUAUCCCAAAAAGGUUUAAUAGUCAAUAAAAAAUAGCUAUUUUAUUUCUUUUAAGCUCUUUUUCCCAGGCAGACAGAUGCCGCUCUCUUAGGACAGGGAAGUAGUCAAAAACUUUUUACAGGCAAAUAGUCAGGACAAAAGAGAGAGAGGAAAGGUCUCACCCGGAUUCAUCACGGUGGUUCUUUAUGCUUAGAUGAUCUUCUCACUUUUGGCUGGUGCGGCUGGGUGAUCGGCCAUUUUACUGGCCAAUCUUCUCCGUCAGCUCUACGGAGCUAGCUCGGACCAGAGGGAGCCGCCACCCUCCGCAGCCGAACAGGAAGCUCCUUGAGGGUAGUCGCCCCUCCAGGGGUCUACCAGCGGAGGGAAGGUAGCCAGCGAAGAGAUGAAUCUCUGUGCGACUGAAUGCGCCGCGAUCCGGAAGCAGAAGUCAAUUCUUGCUAAGCUUUGAAGCCUUCUGCCAAUGCCUAUUAUUUCUGUUGUUUCGCUUUGCUUGUUUUUUUUUUUUUUUUUGUAAAUGUCACUUUAAUUUGGUGCUCUUUUUUUUUUUUUUUUUUGUUAACAUGGUACGUUUAGCUUGGUAACCCUCAUUGGUUGAUCCUAACCUGCCAAUCAGAAAAAAUAAAGGAGGAAGUUUAAUUCUUUCCUUUUACAUUGUGGCAAAAAUCUAUUUCUUGGGAGAAUAUGAAAAACUAGAAAGUAUAUUAAUAGCAAUAGAAUGAUUGUGCAAAUAUAAUCCAGUGAAUACUCAAAAUACCUUGUGAUAAAAAAAAUAAUACAAAUUUGUGACUAUAUUAUACUAUAUUAAACUAUACUAUUAAGUUGUAGCUUAAAAUAUGUCAAAUUACUUUUAAAAAUUUACCUGGAAAAAAUUAAAUGUAAUCAUCAAAGCAACUUAAAUGAACAAAAUCAAUAUUUUCUCCUUUGGAUUAUUAAUUAAAUCUGUGUGAGUAAAUAUAUUUAUAAUCUUUGAAUGUUUUUUUAAAAUGUGUAACAAUUGUAGUUUGACAAAAGUUGAAAGUGAUUUUAUUAGACAUUUCCAUUGAUAUAUAUAUUUUGCAUAUUUUGAACUUUUGUAGCUGCUAAUUUCCAAAGUAUUUUGACAACUUGGUCAAUUGAUAUAAUUUAAUAUAUAACUUGAUACAUAUUCGUAGUUUAUCCAGAUUAUAUUAAUGAUUUAUAUAUUUUAUAAUGUGCUUUAAGGAAUUUAUUCAAUACAAAUCAAACAUCAAAUAAAAUCCAAUAUAACUUCUUUACUUACUUUUCUAUAGAGGUAUACUGUCUCAGUAUAGAUAAUUUGCUCUGAAAUGGACAUUGAAAUAAAUCUACACAGAACCACAUCUUCCAAAUUUAGUGGAACUUAAUCCCAAGUGGUUCUUGAUUGAAUUGCAGUAAAUGUUUGUCAAGCUUUUGAAUAUAAUUAAGAUAUAAAAUUAACAUUUUUACUUU